AUUUCAACAGAUAAAUGACAAGUGGUGAUGAGGUGGAAAUAUCUAACUCCCUGAAAACCACAAAUCUCUUCUUUCAACGACUUUGCAGUUUGCUCAUUAACAGUACAAAGUUAAAAGAUGUUUCUGGUAUCACCUUCAUCACUAUCCAUAAACAGAAUGAGAGCUUCUCCGAUCAAAUCCAUGGCAGCAGUUAACAGAAAUAGUAGUUCCGGCGUUGUCACAGCGGCUCCGCCGCACCGGAGAAACAACACGUCACCUCUCGAAGCUCGAAUCUCCCUCAUCUUCGCUCUUGCCUCUCAAACAACUUCUCUUUCUCACAAACUUCUGACGGAAUUGGCGGGUGAAACGGCGAAAUAUGUGUUUCCAAAGAGGAUAUUUGAAAGUCGGAAUUUGGAGGAAGCUUUGAUGUCUGUGCCGGAUUUGGAGACAGUUAAAUUCAAGGUUUUGAAACGCUGUGAUCAGUAUGAGAUAAGAGAAGUUGAGCCUUACUUUGUUGCUGAGGUUACAAUGCCUAGCAAGUAUGGGUUUGACUUUAAUGGUGCAUCUCAAUCCUUCAACACAUUGGCUGAGUACUUGUUUGGUAAGAACACGAAGAAGGAGAGCAUGGCAAUGACAACACCAGUAAUCACCCGUAGAACUCAAUCUGAAGGGGUAAGGAUGGAAAUGACUACUCCAGUGAUAACUAAAAGGGCGGAAGAUCAGGAAAAGUGGAGGAUGUCCUUUGUCAUGCCCUCCAAGUAUGGUUCGGACUUGCCACUACCAAAGGAUUCCUCUGUAACUAUCAAAGAGGUGCCUAGGAAAACCGUUGCAGUUGUUGCUUUUUCAGGUUUUGUGAACGACGAAGAUGUUAAAGCUCGAGAAUCAAGACUUCGAGCUGCGUUAAAGGGAGAUGCAGAGUUUAAUGUAAAAGAUGGUGCCUUGGUAGAAGUCGCACAGUACAAUCCUCCUUUUACUCUUCCAUUCACUCGUCGGAAUGAGAUUAGCCUGGAAGUUGAAAGGAAACAGGAAUAGCUAGUCAGUUUGUAGUAUAUUGCAGAUAAAUCCGCUCACUAAUGUAUAGAACCAGUGAAGCAAAACUUCACCAGUAUACAUACGUAUAUGUCAUAUAUGGUGUUAAUAUAUUGUAUUAAUAUACUCCUUGUAUAUAUACAUGUCAGACGAUUAUUUGGCCUUUUGAUCAGGACUGAAAUGGUUAUGUACAUGCACAGAAAUGCACAGGCCUCGUACGUAUUGCUUCUGCUCUAAAAAUACAAUAGUAAGACAUUUUGUAUGUUGUACUCUUCAUAAUCCUCCAUUUGUAUCUAUAUUAUGGGAAUAUUAUUCAUUUAGUGGAGCUGAUCUAUGUUUGAAUUUUAGAUAA
Messenger RNA from Capsicum annuum, 1360 nucleotides. Its product is annotated as heme-binding-like protein At3g10130, chloroplastic. Lineage: Eukaryota; Viridiplantae; Streptophyta; Magnoliopsida; Solanales; Solanaceae. The coding region runs from base 118 to 1011 and encodes 297 amino acids. The record is from RefSeq and is a predicted model, not a curated record. The transcript is spliced from 8 exons.